CGUGUGUGUAUAUGUGUGUGUUUGUGCGUGUGUUGGGGGUGUAACUGGCGACCCUGCGAGGCGCACAACUGGUCGGCUGGUUCAUCUGGAGGAAUUUUGCACCGCACCAAACUCUUCACCCGCAGGCACGAACAGCGCGUCCUGGGCGUGUGAAAUCAAAACUUCAUUUCUUCACAUGAGCGAACCGGACCCAAGAGGCGAGCGGACCCGCAUCCUGACCUCAGCCCUGUUGAGUCUGUAGGGUAUGGCUGUGCGGUCCAGGACGGGAUUCUACCGGCAGGAGGUAAACAGAACUGUGUGGGAGGUUCCGGAGAGGUACCGGGACUUGAAGCAGGUCGGAACAGGAGCCUACGGAACUGUGUGCUCAGCAUGGGACCGCCGGACAAGCACGCAGGUGGCCAUCAAGAAGCUCCACCGGCCCUUCCAGUCCAAACUUUUUGCCAAAAGGGCGUACAGAGAGCUGCGACUCCUCAAACACAUGAAGCAUGAAAAUGUGAUUGGACUGCUGGACGUCUUCACUGCUGAAAUCUCAUUGGACCGGCUUCGUGACUUCUACCUGGUGAUGCCGUUCAUGGGCACUGACCUUGGGAAGCUGAUGAAGCUGGAGAGAUUAUCAGAGGACAGAGUGCAGUUCCUGGUCUAUCAGAUGCUGAAAGGGCUCAAGUAUAUCCACUCUGCAGGGAUCAUCCACAGGGACCUUAAACCUGGAAAUUUAGCCAUUAACCCGGACUGUGAGUUAAAGAUUCUUGACUUUGGCCUGGCGAGGCAGGCAGACGCAGAAAUGACCGGCUACGUUGUGACACGCUGGUACAGAGCGCCCGAGGUUAUCCUCAACUGGAUGCACUACACGCAAACUGUGGAUAUCUGGUCUGCAGGUUGCAUCAUGGCAGAGAUGCUGCUGGGAAAGCCGCUGUUUAAAGGAAGCGAUCACCUGGACCAACUCAGAGAAAUCAUGAAGAUUACAGGAACGCCAGCCGCCGACUUUGUUGUGAAGCUACAGAGUCAAGAUGCCAAAAACUACAUCAGAAGUCUACCAAAAGUGCCAAAGAAAGACUUGCACUCUGUUUUCUCCAAAGCUAGUUCAAAUGCAGUGUGUGUCUUGGAAAAGAUGCUGCUUCUGGACCCCGAGCGGAGGGUGAGCGCCUCGGAGGCGCUGGACCUGCCUUUCUUUAGCGAGUUCAGGGACGCAGAGGAGGAGACUGAGGCGCAGCCGUACGAUCAGACCAUGGACAACACAGACCUGCCGCUGGACCAGUGGAAACGUCACACUUUCACAGAGAUACUGACCUUCAGGCCGCCCAGGGACUCAAAGGAGACGUCACUUUAAGAGCACACAUACACAACAUACCUCUGCACACACAUUCUCACACUCACACGCUCACACACUUAGAAACGUGCACCCAAAAAUAUUCUUUUCCUUUGUUGUAUUUGUGUAGCCUAAAUGGAUGUUACUAGUUUUUGCCUUCAAGUUUUUGCUUUCAAUAAAUGUGAUUUGCUCACUUUUUAAUAAACUCAGUUGUG
Molecule: messenger RNA, 1521 nt
Organism: Toxotes jaculatrix (banded archerfish)
Lineage: Eukaryota; Metazoa; Chordata; Actinopteri; Toxotidae
Gene: mapk12b
Product: mitogen-activated protein kinase 12b
Exons: 12
Coding region: 245-1327 (360 amino acids)
Biological process (GO): protein phosphorylation; intracellular signal transduction
Cellular component (GO): nucleus; cytoplasm
Molecular function (GO): MAP kinase activity; ATP binding
Source: RefSeq, a predicted model, not a curated record